UCAACAGAGCAAAACGAAUUCCUGGUCGACGUGUCACAUACAUAUUUCUAGACAGUGUGAAUUGUACCUUUGUGAAGGAAUAUUUCUUGAAAUGUCAUCUAAGUAUCUGAUUCCCAAGGAGAAGGGAUUAGGUAUAGUGAACACUGCCGUAUUUAUCGUUGGGGAUGUUUCUGGGACAGGUAUACUUUCCUUAGCAAGAGCUGUGGAGGAUACAGGAUGGACGGGACUGAUAUUGAUUGUGGUGUUUGCGAUCAUCUCGGCGUAUACUGGUAUCCUUCUUGGUGAGGCUUGGAUCAUGGCAUCUGAGUUGUUUGAAGACUGUAAAGGACACAUACAAAAUCCUUAUCAACUUCUUGCGCAGAAAACCUACGAUAAAGUAGGCAGAUAUGUGUUAUCGGUAAGCCUGCAUACAACCGUUUUCGGGGGAGCGGUCGUGUUUCUGCUGCUGGCCGCGGACAACAUGCAAAGCUUAGUACAGACUCUUGGAUACGACCUUUCCUUCUGUUUCUGGGUGCUGAUUUUAAUUACACUCCUGCUUCCUCUUACUUGGUUUGGAACGCCUAAACAUUUCUGGUUGAUUGCGUACGGAUCUACUCUUUCCACCAUUUCGACUACAGCUAUAAUAUUGGUUAGUGUAGGUGAGGAGGCCCCAACACAGCCGAAAGUACGCCAUCAUGAGAUCAACGGUGAGGGGUUUAUGUUAGCACUGGGAACUAUCGUGUUUGCUCUAGGAGGUCAUCCGAAUUUUCUUACUUUACAAGUGGACAUGAAUAGGCAGAAGGACUUCCGAAAAUCAAUCUUCCUCACCUUUAUAAUAGUGAGUUGUCUUUACCUACCCGUGGCUUCUGUUGGAUACUUUGUGUACGGAGACUCCCUGGAUGCCAAUAUUAUAAACAACCUACCACCUGGAGGACCGACUUACGUUGCCCUAAUACUGAUUACCAUUCAUCUGUUGUCAGCCUUUGUUAUAAUUCUCAAUCCGCUUUUACAGGAAGUCGACAUGGUACUUCAUGUGCCAAAAGAAUUUACCUGGAAGAGGUGUGUCACCAGGUCCUUUGUUCUCAUCUGUGUAUUGUUUGUGGCGGAGACUAUCCCAAAAUUCGAAUAUGUCUUGUCGCUGAUUGGUGGUUCUUCCCUGACAAUACUAGUGUUUAUAUGUCCUAUAUUAUUCCAUAUGAGAAUGUGUAAACUGAAGGCAAACGCUGGUAAUAAUGUCGCCAUGGUUACUAUGGAUGUGCAGGCUCCCUUGGAUGAGAAAUUUGAACCGAUAGCCCCAUGGAGGAAGGUACUGAACUACGAAAUAAUAUGUAUAGGUGUUCUGGCCGGAGUGACUGCCACGGUGUCCGCCAUUAUCAACAUCGUCAGUCCAGACUCAUUCUCCGUGCCCUGUUAUAUUAAUAUAACCAGGGCCUCUACGUGACAAUGACUUCGCUCAAAUAUAUUCAAAGUCGAACGUCACCGCUGAAUAUUAGACUAAUCAUUGUCAGAUUCAAUUAUCGGUCCUUUCCUGGAUUUCGUAUUCUAUUACUUGUUAAUUUAGGAUACCGUGCAUUUCAACAAAUAUUUUGGAAACCGAGCAGGAGUGCUGAGCAAUAUGCAUUUCACGUUUGUCAAUGUAGUAACACGAAAUCUAAUCAGUUUACUGACACGAGACAACUGUUCCAAAAUGAUUUUUUUCUUACAUUUUUGUGUUUGGGAAAUAUAUUUGUAUUAAAGGUAAGUGGAAUGAUA
This is a messenger RNA of Pecten maximus, 1731 nucleotides long. RefSeq names its product amino acid transporter AVT1I-like. Gene Ontology annotation, biological process: amino acid transmembrane transport; L-alanine transport. Gene Ontology annotation, cellular component: vacuolar membrane. The record is from RefSeq and is a predicted model, not a curated record. NCBI's taxonomy places the organism in Eukaryota, Metazoa, Mollusca, Bivalvia, Pectinida, Pectinidae. Gene Ontology annotation, molecular function: L-alanine transmembrane transporter activity; L-proline transmembrane transporter activity. The transcript has 8 exons. Bases 92 to 1420 code for a protein of 442 amino acids.